UUGGCAGGCUACAUUGGUACAUUUCUCUCCAGGUACAGAGUUCGCAUGUAGAGUUGCUACGUCCUAUAUUCGUGAAAAUGACACGUUCAUAGGAUAAUUGUUGAGUAGGCCUAUUGUUUCCGUGCACUAUUAUGGGAAGUUUUUCUAACAAGCUGAUGUGAAUUAUUGAACACAAACAGUCCUCGCUCGCUAGCUAGCCAUUCAGCGGGUAAUAUUGAUGAUUUAAUUCAGUUGAUCUUACUUGAAGAAAAAGUUUCAAAGUUUGCCAAACCCUUGAAGUGACGUGCAAUUUUAUAGUUCACACAGUACUUUAUACAUAUACACUGACACUGCGUUACCUUUUACGUACAUAGGCCUAAAACAUUUUUUACAUUUAUAAAAAGAAAUCACACUCCCAACAACAUGGCUAGUAAGAGGGCCAAGGGAAAGACCACCAAGAAGCGGCCCCACCGCGCCACCUCCAAUGUUUUUGCCAUGUUUGACCAGUCCCAGAUCCAGGAAUUUAAGGAAGCAUUCAACAUGAUCGACCAGAAUCGGGAUGGUUUCAUUGAUAAAGAAGAUCUACAUGACAUGCUGGCUUCACUCGGAAAGAACCCCACUGAGGAAUACCUUGAGGCAAUGAUGAACGAAGCACCCGGGCCCAUCAACUUCACCAUGUUUCUCAAUUUCGGAGAGAAACUCAACGGCACCGACCCUGAGGAUGUGAUCCGGAACGCUUUCGCCUGCUUUGAUGAAGACGGAACAGGCGCCAUUCAGGAGGAUUACUUCCGAGAUCUGCUGACCACCAUGGGAGACAGGUUCACAGAUGAGGAGGUGGAUGAGCUCUUUAGAGAGGCCCCUAUUGACAAGAAGGGUAACUUCAAUUAUGUGGCCUUUACCCGCAUUCUCAAACAUGGGGCAAAGGACAAGGAUGAUUAAGCAUAGAAGGAUAACUACUAACCUGAAAAUAACCAAUUUUUGUGUCGUGCGGUCGUGUGUUACUUAGGGUUUCCACCUGGUUUGGAUCAUUAGUAAUUUUCCUUACUAUGCAAGGUCAUUUUGUAGACAUCCACUAUACAUGGUCAAUCACCCUUCCUAUUGGUCAAACAGUAGAAAAUGUGCACUUUAAGGACACAAUCAAAUCAUGGUCAAUGAUCUGGUUUUGAUGGAUUUUUGUAGUUUGUAAGCUUUUGAAAUAAAACCACAGUC
Molecule: messenger RNA, 1188 nt
Organism: Hypomesus transpacificus
Lineage: Eukaryota; Metazoa; Chordata; Actinopteri; Osmeriformes; Osmeridae
Gene: myl12.2
Product: myosin, light chain 12, genome duplicate 2
Cellular component (GO): cytoplasm
Molecular function (GO): calcium ion binding
Source: RefSeq, a predicted model, not a curated record